Adineta ricciae is the source of this 279-nucleotide messenger RNA. NCBI's taxonomy places the organism in Eukaryota, Metazoa, Rotifera, Eurotatoria, Adinetida, Adinetidae. The record is from the annotation of a GenBank genome assembly.
AUGAUUGCUAGUGAUGUGACUCCACCAGAACGUAAACAAUGGACAAAUCCUGUUGAGUUCUUUUUAACAUUAGUAGCAUUUGCUGUUGGCUUAGGCAAUGUUUGGCGUUUUCCAUAUCUCUGUUUCAAGAACGGAGGAGGCGCUUUUCUCAUACCAUAUACGCUCAUGCUUUUCUUCAUUGGUGCACCUGUGUUCUAUUUGGAAUUAACCUUAGGACAAUUUACCAGUGCUGGGCCAUUAGUUGUUUGGAAAGUCAAUCCAUUAUUGCGAGGCUUGUGA